Molecule: messenger RNA, 921 nt
Organism: Gekko japonicus
Lineage: Eukaryota; Metazoa; Chordata; Lepidosauria; Squamata; Gekkonidae
Gene: MPLKIP
Product: M-phase specific PLK1 interacting protein
Exons: 2
Coding region: 62-553 (163 amino acids)
Cellular component (GO): nucleus; midbody; centrosome
Source: RefSeq, a predicted model, not a curated record
CACCCUGAGGCGGCUUGUUGUGGAAGCGCGACGGUUGUCGCCAUCGCCUCCCGCCGCCAUCAUGUACCGCCAGAACUUCCGUCCCCCGACGCCUCCGUCUUUGGCCGGCGGCGGGUUCCGGAGCCCUUCCUCCGGCGGCGGCGGCGGCAGCCCUCUGCCAGCCUCCCCGCAAGGCUACGGGAGCCCCCGCCACACGCCACCCUACGGCCACCGCUCGCGGCCCUACGGCAGCCCCGCCAGCUUCCAGCAAGGCGGCGCGUACAGCGGUGGCUGGUCCCCUGGGGGAGCCGCCCACCCGUCGCGGCCCUACAAGCAACCCCACUCGGGCGGCUACCAGAGAUACGGCCAGGGAUCACCCAGGACAUCUACUCCGUUUGGUACACCUCGUGGCAGAGAAAAAAGAGUGUCUAAUGAUGUGGAAAGCUAUUACAAACCUUCAAUGCUUGAGGACCCCUGGGCUGGCCUAGUGCCAGUGUCUGUUACAGAUGUUAAUCAGCAAUUUGACAGGGAGAAAACAACAUACUCUGGCAAAAAGGGGAGGUAUUUCAGCUAACAUUUCUAGAAGUGAAAUAACACCAGCUGUGAGAAACUGGGACAAAAUCUUCACACUUGAUGACAACUAAUCAGGGACAUAGGCAAUGCUUUUAUUUGAACUGCCCAUUCUUUUAUCUUACCAAUUUUUACUGCAUUGUAUAUUUUUAUGAGUGUGAAGAAAGCAGUAAAGAGAUCUUGUAAUCCUCCGGGCCGUGUGGAAGGGGCCUUCCAGCUGUGAAGAACAAAAUAUUCUUUAGUCACCAGCAAAUUCAUUUGUGACUGUUUCUAAUAUUUACCUCUUCUGUGCCAGAUUGUACGAUAUGUUUAUUAUUGUUAACUUCUUUAGGAAGUGGUAUCUUUUCAUGUUUCAACAUUUUUAGAACAAAG